Molecule: messenger RNA, 1109 nt
Organism: Porites lobata
Lineage: Eukaryota; Metazoa; Cnidaria; Anthozoa; Scleractinia; Poritidae
Source: the annotation of a GenBank genome assembly
GGUUGCUGACCAACGCACAGUCUUUGAGCCUAAACUAAAAGCGAGGUAAGCUAAACAUUUUCAGCAUAAAUUUAUAUGGCAUAAUAAUCAAUUGCUGAACGUACUAAGCUUGAUGCUGCUUUCAGAAAUUGGGCGAAUACCUCUAAUUUCCUAUGUAGAAUCUGUUUUAAGGCGCUUUGUGACGAAUUUAGUUCUCUUAAAAAGAGAAACGAUACGGCCAGAAAGAUUACAUACUUUAAGACAGAGAAAGAUUGGAUCGGGAAGAGAUUCUUUUUGUAAACGUUUGCUCGUUUGAUGAUGCGUCAUUUGAUAUGUUAGUUAACGUUGCUGUCCUUUUAGUCUCAGAUGUGUCUUCUAUCUGCCCAUAACGUUUCUCUUUUUGAACGAACUGCGACACGAAAUUUACCAAAUUCAAACAGUUGCCGCAUGGAACUGCCGCCAACUAUUUAUAAUAAUGAUUACAUAAUGAUUUACGUUUCUUUCUGCUAAUUUCCAAGUGCUUGAGACUCGAGUUAAAACUUUUUGUUUCGACUUUGUUGUUUGCAUGUAUAUGGACUAAUGGAUUAAUGCACGUUUUUCAACUUUAUAGGAAAUAACAAGGCCAACAAGUCAUGCAGAGCCAACGCCUAUCACUCAUUGCCUUUUCAGUCAUCACCUGGCUUUCCGGAUGUUGGACUCAAAACGAUCUGAGGAUUUGCUUCAAAGAAACGGAACAAAGCUCUCAGUGUCUUGAAGGGAUAUCGCAAAGUUGCAGUGGAUUUAGUUCCAACCCUGACUGGACUGACUAUUUCCGAGAUGACACCGAUGAUCGACCUGGCGGAUGCGAGUACCAAUGGAGAAUCGAGAGAUAUGGCACGAUGCCCGUAAAUCAAGAAUAUCGACUCUGCUUUCAAGAGACGGAAGGGAGCUCACAAUGUCAGUUAUCACGAAGCUCGUGCACCGAAUGGAGUUCAAACGCCAAUUGGACGGCUCCUUUCCGCGAUGAUACCGAUGACAGAAGUGGCGGUUGCAAAUAUCAGUGGAAGAUUGAGUCACAAGAUGCGACCGAUGGUAACAAAUACGAGGUGUGUCGGAUCUGCUUUAAGGAAACGGAGGGUAGCUCUCAGUGC